AUUUCCCUCCAAGACAGAGCAUCACCUUUAAUGGAACAAUUAUCUUUUUUUCACGAUCAUGCACUAUUAGUUCUAGUUAUUAUUACAAUUUUAGUAGGUCAAUUAAUAACAAGACUAUUUUUUAAUAAAUUUUCUCAUCGAUUCCUUCUUGAAGGUCAAUUAAUUGAAGUUAUUUGAACUAUCUUACCUGCAAUUACUUUAAUUUUUAUUGCCCUCCCAUCUCUUCGAUUAAUUUAUAUUUUAGAUGAAGUUAAUAAUCCAAUAAUUUCAAUUAAAUCUAUUGGACAUCAAUGAUACUGAUCUUAUGAAUACUCUGAUUUUAAAAAUAUUGAAUUUGAUUCAUAUAUAAUUCCUACAAAUGAAAUAGAAGCAUUUAAUUUUCGUUUACUAGACGUUGAUAACCGAAUAGUAGUCCCCUUUAAUUCUCAAAUUCGACUACUUGUAACAUCAGCAGACGUAAUCCAUUCUUGAACUAUCCCUUCCCUAGGAGUAAAAAUUGAUGCAACUCCAGGACGACUAAAUCAAGUAAGAUUCUCAACUAACCGAUCAGGAUUAUUUUUUGGCCAAUGUUCAGAAAUUUGUGGUGCAAAUCACAGAUUCAUACCUAUUGUUCUUGAAAGAAUUUCUAUAAAUUAUUUCAUUAAAUGAAUUCAUUAUAUGACAGAGAUUU
Messenger RNA from Aethina tumida (small hive beetle), 670 nucleotides. NCBI's taxonomy places the organism in Eukaryota, Metazoa, Arthropoda, Insecta, Coleoptera, Nitidulidae. The record is from the annotation of a RefSeq genome assembly.